Molecule: messenger RNA, 1170 nt
Organism: Labrus mixtus (cuckoo wrasse)
Lineage: Eukaryota; Metazoa; Chordata; Actinopteri; Labriformes; Labridae
Product: uracil-DNA glycosylase-like
Exons: 7
Coding region: 108-905 (265 amino acids)
Biological process (GO): base-excision repair, AP site formation via deaminated base removal; base-excision repair
Cellular component (GO): nucleus; mitochondrion
Molecular function (GO): uracil DNA N-glycosylase activity
Source: RefSeq, a predicted model, not a curated record
CACGCCCCCAUUCUGCGUGCUGCAACCAGGAGUUUUAGGAACAAGCUGCGUCAGUGGAGCCUGCAGGGGAAUAUCAGAGAGCUUAUCGACACUUGUCUUCCCUCAAAAUGAACGGACAGAAGACCCGCAGGCGUGUCUCGAAAAAGAGAGUCUCUAAGGAUCUGAAAGACUCUGAGGAGGACGCCAAAAAGCCGAAGGCAAAGGAGCAGAAAAUGGCCUCUGCUCUGACACCUCCGGGGUUCGGGGAGAGCUGGAGAGAGGCACUGUCGGCUGAGUUUGGACAGCCUUACUUUGAAGAGCUGAUGAGUUUUGUGUCUGAAGAGAGGAUACAGUACGAAGUUUACCCACCUGCUGAGCACGUUUUCACCUGGACUCAGAUGUGUGAUGUCACAGAUGUCAAAGUAGUGAUUCUUGGUCAGGAUCCGUAUCAUGGUCCUAACGAAGCCCAUGGAUUGUGCUUCAGUGUCAAACAGCCGGUUCCUCCUCCUCCCAGUUUGAAGAACAUUUACAAAGAACUGGUGUCGGACAUUGAAGGCUUUCAGCAGCCUGGACACGGAGAUCUGACCGAGUGGGCCAAACAAGGUGUGUUGUUGCUCAACGCGGUGCUGACUGUCCGAGCACACCAGGCGAACUCCCACAAAGACAAAGGCUGGGAGAGGUUCACAGACGCUGUGGUGCAGUGGCUCAGCAACAACAGGGAAGGCCUCGUCUUCAUGCUGUGGGGAGCGUAUGCUCAUAAGAAAGGAGCCGCUAUUAACAGGGAACGACACCACGUCCUGCAGGCGGUGCAUCCUUCUCCCGUGUCUCCUGCACAUAAAAAUUUUUUUGGCUGCAAGCAUUUCUCGAAGGCGAACGAGCUGCUAAAGCAAUCUGGAAAGUCUCCUGUGGACUGGAAGGCACUUUAAGUUUUUCUAACCUGUAUGUUGUUUAACUGUUGACAGAAACUCACCCGUAAGCUUUUUUAGUUGGCUGUUUAUAAAUGUUAUACAGUAUGUGGCCACACGGUGGUGCAGUGGUUAGCGCUGUUGACUCACAACGAGAAGGUUCCUGGCUGGAAUCCCCGACAGCCAAAGAUGUUAGCAAUGUGUUUCUUGAUUUCUUAUAAAGGACACAAGCCAUAAUGCAUCGCUCGCAUAAAAUGAAUAAAGUUGCUCUUUAAGUGUUUCUGGA